GGCAGCUCGGGGUUCGAUUCCCCGUAUCGGAAUAUCUUUUUGAAAAUUUUUUCCUUCAUUAUGGACUUAUUGUGGAAUUGUCAAUCUUUUAUCUCCCUCCGGUGGGCCAGAGUGGAGCUGUGGGUCGCGUGGCAUGACUUGGCACUGUCAACUGAGCAUGGCUGUCUCUCGCAAUAUAUGUAUGCCAGAUCGUAGAUGCGAAAUCGAGAAAAGCUGUACGAUUGCACUUUACACGGUUAAGAAAACUAGAGCGGAGGAUAGAUAUUCUUUCUUUACCUUAGAUACCGCCGCGGAGUUCGACGGAGUACCGUACCUGGGAGUAGAUUUGCGUCACCUCGCCACAAGCUCUAAGAUAAGGGGCCGAUUAUGCUCAUGGGUUUAUCGCCCUGUGGCUGACACUCCAGGUCCACCAAGAGAGCCGAGUAUUAUCCUUGACCAUAUCAGGGAGUCAGGUCUUGCUACUCUCCAACCCCUUCGGCUGGGUACUUGGGGCCAAGGCCUCGGCCCUUCCAGAUUGGGCGUCUGGUACGAGUACGAGAUCUCUGGCAGUGGCUGUCAUCUCGUUUAAAAUAGAUGCAUCCGCCCAGCUCCGCAGUCUUCUCGUCAGAUUCCUGGGCCACUCGCCUCUCGAUCGGACCGUCCUGCAUAAAAAGAUGGCUCCCCUUCGCGGAUCUGACGCCUACACAACAAACGGCGCUCCUUCCUCCAAACUGAAGCGGCCUUCUUAGCCCCACGCGAUGCUCUGGUUGCUCCUUCCGACGAUCAUUCUGGGCUACUGCCUGUCAACUACGGGAUGGCCCUUGUACAAUCACUGGCGACGCGCAAGAGAGCUAAAUCUCCCAAUCAUCAUCAGCCCAAUACGCCGAUGGGGCCCCGCGCAUAGAUUGCUCCAGCACAUCAUCGAUCGCAACCUCCUGCCAAAGGCAAUCCUCAACCUUCCCUUCGUCAGAGUCGCACAAGGAAGUUGGACUUUCGGCGAGAAGUUCUCCAUCCACCAGCAAUAUGGAAAGAUCUUCAUUCUCGCUUCCCCGACCGGCUGCGAAAUAUACGUCGCAGACGCGAAAGCUGCAAAGCAAAUUCUCGAUCGGAGGAAUGACUUUCCCAAGCCGAAUCGGCUUUUGGCGAGAUUGGAGGAGUUUGGGAGAAAUCUUGCGACUGUAGAUGGCGAGGAAUGGCAGAGACAUCGUCGGCUCACGUCAAAGGCGUUCCAUGAGAAGACAUAUAGAACGGUAUGGGAUGAGGCUUACUCCGUUGCAUCCGCCAUGUUUCGAGGGUGGGAUCUGGAACAGGGGGUACACUGUACAAAGUCUGAUAUGGCGACGCUGAGCUUGGAAGUCCUAAUUCAAGCAUGCUUCAACCUGAACAACGACAAGGACAGUCAAGCGACAGACGCAACGAAUGUCCCAUCACUUCAGCACCACGUCUCGCGGUACCUGCAUAGCCUUACAAAGUUCCGCCCAAUGCCUCCAGCACAAGAGGCAGGAUCGCACCGUCGAGCCCUGAGCGAGUUCAUAAGACGCCUUGUGGAGCAUCGAAAACCAACCGCAUCGACUCGAUCGCAGAACGACCUGCUUUCGUCAAUGCUGGCUCCUGCGGGCGGGAGUGAUUUUUCGGAGAGUGAGAUUGCCGGCAAUCUUUUCUUGUUCAUAUUUGCCGGCCAUGAGACGACGGCGAGCGCCCUGGUUUAUAUUAUCCACCUCCUGGCGAUAUACCCCGAGUGGCAGGACUGGGCGAUGGAGGAAGUAGACUCUGUUCUCGCCUCAUCUACAGAUGACGUGAAGCCCGACUUUCAUGGUGUCUAUCCCGAGUGCAAGCGGAUACGCGCGAUCCUGUAUGAAACCCUGCGGCUCUACGGACCAGUUCCAACAAUUGUCAGGCAGACGGCGGCACAAGACCAGAUAUUGCAUUGUUCCAACGACACGGAGCUAUUAAUCCCCAAGAACACGCCUAUCAACAUCAACUCCAUGGCGCUGCAUACCAACCCCGAGUCCUGGGGUGAGGACGCUCUUGAAUGGAACCCUGGUCGAUGGAUCUCCACCUCCAACUCUUCUUCUGAGUCUGGGCGAGAGCUUUUCGCCAAGGUCUUCAACAGUUUCUUUGCCUGGGGAACUGGGCCGCGCGUUUGCCCUGGGCAACAGUUCUCGCAGAUUGAAGUUGUUGCGGUUGUGGUAUGUCUUUUGAGGAAUUAUCGGGUCACCAUCGCUCCUAACGAUGGAGAGCAUUUUGAUGAUUUACGGCGAGAUGUUCUUCGUUUAUUGAAAGCGAGCAGGGUUGGAUUAACCCUGCAGAUGCCGGAAACAGCACCAAUUAAGCUGGUGAGACGAUAGUUAUCACCUACGACUGAACUUUUAGGCAAUUAUAGCAAAAUGCAAUGAUAUUGAUCAAGAGAAGGGGGCCGGUGUGAAAGGUUGCAAGUAAGCUGGUCUACGCUUCAACUAAUGUCAAGGUUCAUGGCAAUUGGAC
Molecule: messenger RNA, 2463 nt
Organism: Aspergillus calidoustus
Lineage: Eukaryota; Fungi; Ascomycota; Eurotiomycetes; Eurotiales; Aspergillaceae
Source: the annotation of a GenBank genome assembly